This is a messenger RNA of Didymella exigua CBS 183.55, 2331 nucleotides long. RefSeq lists its product as uncharacterized. Lineage: Eukaryota; Fungi; Ascomycota; Dothideomycetes; Pleosporales; Didymellaceae. The coding region runs from base 1 to 2331 and encodes 776 amino acids. The record is from RefSeq and is a predicted model, not a curated record. The transcript has 3 exons.
AUGUCUGCACCUCAACCCCAGAACAGCCACCCCCGCCGCCGUCCUAUUAAGGGCAACGUCUCUCCACUCAGCACCCAUGGCAUGUCACUUCGCAAGUGCGGUACCUUCUCGUCACCCAAGUCGUUGAGCAACGAACUUUGUGGCCUGGAGAACCAACCGUUCAUGCCCAGGAGGUCUCCGACUAGCACCGAGAGCCUCGAAGCUCUCCUUCAGGAACAGCACCCUAGUGUCAGCCGUGUCGCGAACCUGCUCAAGGACUUCGACGAGAAGCUCGCAGGUCACAAGGUCACAUCGGCAUCCGGUGCUAGCAUCCUUAACGAUCCUGAGGUGCUUCCUGUUCCCAGCUUCAUGCUUGACAUCACUACACUGGAUGAUAUGCCCAUGGACGUUGACUCUAAGUUCAAAUCAGCUGAACGCAACCUUCACGAGCACGCUUCGGACAGCGGUCUGGGUUCCAGCAUCGGCUCGAAAUACAGUAAGGACUCAUUGCAACUACCCGUCUUUGAGACCCCGCCAUCUAACGCAUUUAAAGACGACGCUCGCACCUCAAGCGCUCGCGAGUCUAUCAACUCUUCCAUCACCACCCACUCUGCCAUCACUCGUUCGUUCUCGGCAUUGGGUGCAACCGAGGAGAAGCACACUCUUGGCGAGUACGCUUGCAAGCAGAUCCACGACUCGAUCAUCAAGCCCAUCCUCGCUGAAGAGUCGCUGAAGGACUUUCAUCCCCUGAUCCAGGACGUUCCUCGACGCAUAGGUGAGAAGAGUAUUUGCAACCUCCGCGAUCUCGAAAAGACGCUCGUCUUCCUGGCACCGGAGUUUUCGGCAACACCGGCAUCCUACCUUCGAUUCUGCGAGCGAUCAAUUCAACUGCUUCACACGACUGUCGACUACCUUUCGGAACGCGACCAGCGACUACCAACCGACCGCCCGUACACUAACAACUACUUUCUCGAUUUGGUCGAACAGAUCCGGAGAUACGCUGCAAUCAUGGCCGCCACCCGACAAAAAGAAGCUCAAGGCGAGCACCUCGACGAGAUGGAUUACUCCCGCGAUGAGAAGAUCACCCUUCAUGGCGGUCUAAGCAAGAACGGCCGUCCUGUCGAACUCGUCCGCGAGAAGGACGGCAGGGUCAUCCCCCUUGCGAUCGGCUCCGAGAACGCAUACAAGAAGCGCGCCCUGUCCGAGGAGGAUCUUGAGGAUGACGACGACGUUAUGCGCUCGAUGGCUCGCCGCAGGAAGUCAGACAAGCCCGGUGAUGUUUUGCACAUGUGCCGUGAUUGCAAGAAGGAGUUUAAGCGCCCCUGCGACCUGACUAAGCAUGAGAAGACACACUCUCGCCCAUGGAAGUGCUCCGAAGAGAGGUGCAAGUAUUUCGAGCUUGGUUGGCCCACUGAGAAGGAGCGUGACAGGCACGUCAACGACAAGCACUCUACCGCACCGGCGCAGUACAAGUGCCUCUACCCUCCCUGCACAUACGCCUCGAAGCGUGAGUCGAAUUGCAAACAGCAUAUGGAGAAGGCUCACGGUUGGGAAUACGUUCGAUCCAAGAGCAACGGCCGCAACAAGAGCCAGGCAAUCAGCAACAGCCCUGCCACUCCUCUCACCCCCUUCCUUGGUACACCACAGUCUGCUGCUCUCACUACACCAAUCACACCCUUCAUGGCCUCUCCAUCUGUGCCUCUGAUCAACGACUUCGACUUCCAGGGUUUCCAGACUCCAGCGAUGAGCAUUCACAACUUCCAGGACGAUUUCCGUCGUCAUUCAAUCACCACCGAUAGCACACGCCUCACGUACUCUUCCAGCAACUCGCCGGUCGAGCCUAACUCUUUCAUGGAAGCUGCUAUCACUCCUGCUGAUAUUGCUAUCGACCACACCGUCCCCAUGUUCCCUGAUUGCGGAAUGGGGUCGAACUUCAACAUGAAUGUUCAGCAAUACACGCCUGCCUUGAGCACCGACUUCAACUUUAACGAGCCGAUGUUCACCAUGACCUCGAACCAGACUCUCGGUCUUCCUCAGUUGUCACCAAUGGCGCAGCCCAAUCUCACUCUGUACUCUCCUCAGAUGCAGAUCGAUGAGGGUUUUGGUGACGCUAUGGAUAGCCUGGACAUGCAGACCUUCAGCCACCCGACUGAGGAUUUCACUUUGUUUGAGUCAACACCGGCUGGCAACAUGUCAAUGAACAACACUGCCAACUUCUUCCCUGACUUCAAUCAGCUUGGAGGGCAGUUCGACAACGGAGCUCAGCAAUACGACAACAACUUUUACAAUGCCACUACCUUGGACACCACGUUGGAUGAGAUGCUGGGCCUCAACACUAGCAACCGGCAGUAA